UGCACGUCUAUUUUUUUUCUCCAUCUCUGAAUCAUGGCGCCGGCUCAAAAGACGUUCCUCAUCACCGGAGCCGGGCGGGGCAUCGGCCGGGGCCUGUCCCGGAUUCUCCUCCAAACCGGUCACCGCGUGUUUCUGCUGGACAGCAACAAGACCGAGCUGGACCACACCGCCGGGCUACUAGCACAAUCACACCAGCGCGGAAAGGAUUUCGACACGGCGCUGUGCGACCUCCGCCAGCCGCGGCAGAUCUUUGCGGCGGUGCAGCAGGCCGACAAGCUGUUUGCGAGCAGGCUGGACUGCCUGGUCAACAACGCGGCGUACACGGGCGGCGUGGGCGGCACGAGCCUGGCGGAGAUGACGCUGGACGAAUGGAACCGGAGCAUCGAGACGAACCUCACGGCGCCGAUGCUCAUGACGCAGGCGUGUCUGGGGAUGCUGCGCGCGGCAAGGGGCUGCGUGGUGCACGUUUCGUCGACGCGGGCCGUCAUGAGCGAGCCGAACAAUGAGGCCUACUCGACGACGAAAGCCGGGUUGCUGGGCAUGGCGCAGAGCAUGGCGGUGUCGCUGGCGAGGGACGGCGUGCGCGUGAGCAGCGUGCUGCCGGGCUGGAUUCACGUUGGGGACGAGUGUAAGGAUGCGGACGACAAGGGAACAAGGUGGGAGGAUGGGCUGGGCGAGGCGGAUAUGCGGUGGCAGCUGACGGGGAGGGUUGGCAAGGUGGAGGAUGUUGCGAGGGCGGUGGUUUACUUGGUGGAGAGCGAGGGCGUGACGGGGGUUGAGAUGGUGGUGGAUGGGGGAGUGACGCGGAAGAUGGUGUAUCCUGAGUGAAGGCUUUUGGUAUUGAAGAUACGAAGAUGGUACGUAUUUGAGAGGUUCGACCGAGGCACGCGUGUAAAUGGCGUGCAGUUGUGCAUUGUCACGAGGGGGCGGAGAAGAGUCUCUGCUAGAUUGAUCCUACGACGGCGUUUAUGUGCAAUGAUGCACUAAUUUUUUUUUUUUUCCCCUUGCAUUGAGAUUCGAGUAGUUGUGUUGGCAUCAUGGUUUUGCCUGGUGUGGUUGCACGG
Trichoderma atroviride IMI 206040 is the source of this 1064-nucleotide messenger RNA. RefSeq lists its product as uncharacterized. NCBI's taxonomy places the organism in Eukaryota, Fungi, Ascomycota, Sordariomycetes, Hypocreales, Hypocreaceae. Gene Ontology annotation, molecular function: oxidoreductase activity. The record is from RefSeq and is a predicted model, not a curated record.